AUGGCUGGACGCAAGGUCUGCAACCCGCUGGUCGCAAAGCGCAGUAAACAGCGCCUCAUCGCCAAACGCCCCGCCAGCAAGAAGUCUAAGACCAAGGAGUACCAAUCCGUCAAGUAUGUCCGGGUGAAGGGCGCUGUUCCUGGUCGUGGACUUCGAAAAGAACAGGCUACUUGCUCGCGAUCCCUUCCAGAACUCAUCAAGGCGUCGAAUGAUGACAUCGUCCGCAUGCUCACCAAGGAUAAGAUGCUGCCGGAUUGGUCCGGUAUGCAGUGUCCUAGGUGUGAGAAGGGGACGCUCUCCGACUUGAUGAAGUCCCCCCAAGGUGAGCUCAAAGACCGUUGUAGUCACAAGAAGUGUCACAUCUACAUGUCCCCGCAACAUCUUCAUCCUUUCUUCACUGAUGGCCGGGGUUCCUCGGCUACUCCACUGCAGACACAGGCUGCUGUUCUCUUUGUGAAGUUGCAGAACGUCUCCAAUGCUGCCGUGCAUCAGGUCAUGAACGUCAACCACAAGUUCACGGAAGACAUGGCCACUAGGUUGGCCUACUCACGGCAGGAGUAUGUCAUUGCCAAGCAGAAGGAGAUCCGACUUGGAGGUCGCAAGACAUGGGUAGACGUGGAGGGUGACGAGGCCAGCUUCGCAAAAACCGACAUCAGCAACAUCGAUGAUUCUGUGGAUUCCCAGAAGCCUGUCUUGUGGGAGCAAUGGUGCGGCUUGAUCGAGCUGGGACGACCGGAAAGCUUGAUCCUGGAGCGGUUGAAGCCACCCACUACGGAGAAGCGAGCCCCAGGACCAGGUCCCAUCCGGAAGAUUGAAUGGCAGCCUCUGGGUAAGAAGUAUCUGGAAGGACGCAACAUCAUCUUCCAUACGGAUUCGGCCCGCAGCUACAAGACACGGCUCGAGGGGCUCAAGCACGACAAUGUCGUCCAUUGUAAAAAGAGGGUGAAGGUGAACGGGAAGUGGAAGUGGCAGAUGCCUAACUAUGUCAAGGUGACGACCCACACAGUGGGCAAGAACAAGACGCUAAAGACAAAGGCUGGUACCCAAAUUCUCGAUCGCGCCUGGAGGUACAUCAAGGACCGACUUAGUCUCAACAAGAGCACCGGAGCUGGUUCCAAGCUCCUUCGCGCCCAGAUCCAGGGGGCUCAAUUCCAAUAUUGGAUGAAGAAUGAAGACCCAUGGAAGGCCACUUGCUUGCUCAGCCAGUUUAUCAUGAAGAAGUUCAUGAGAUCCGUGCUUCCGGGCAUCCCGAAGCCGCAGGGCGACGGGCCGAUAGAGGCCGAAGCAGAGCCGAAUCCGAGCACGGUGUCUGAGCUCCUGAACGGUGUGGGCGCGAAGAACUGGAAGGCCAUGGCUGUGGAUCCCACCUCUUUCAUGCGACAGUCCGAGACGAUCGAGGCCACGACGCCCGAGAUCAGCGUCGCGCGCACUUCGGUGGCCAGUUACUUCACGGAGGUCAAAAAGAGCUUGGAUGUUCCAAGUGGCAAAGACCGUACUCUCUUCGAUUGGGACCAGCAUGGCUGGAUGAUGUGGGUUUCGAAAGAAGCAGGCUUGAAGAAGUUCGUGCAGGCGAUCUGUGCCACACAUCUGCUUCAAGCUGGAGGGGACUGGGCCCAGUUGGCUGCAGGUGCCGAUCCCUACUUAGUGCACACUUGGCCAGAGUUUCAAUGUUAUCGCGACAUCGUUUUCUAUUGGAAGUACUUCCUGUGCACAGACCUCCGUGUCUUCCCAAAGUGCAAGGAGCUCGCGCCGCAGCUGGCUUACCUCAAGUGGCAAGUGGUGGACGAGCAGAAAGCCUACGGCUGUCCUCCUAAUCGAGGUAAGGUCUUCAUGGUGCAGGGCUUGGGCAAGGACCAUCUCCUGAAGCACGACACGCCCCCGCAUCGCCCGAAGCCGCCUGCAUCCGGCUUGCGCUGGCCAUCGGCCGCGCUGCCGUCCCACCACACGAAGACCCCGGUGAGGACGGAAGACGACUUGCUUUACAUGCGCACUCUGCCCACGUUCAACGAAAUGCUGCGAGCAUCGGAUGCCGAGGCGCUUCUUUCCUUCCUCACGGUGCCCUACAUCAGGAUGCCCCUGGUUAUGGCCUUCUUCACCACCGGGGAUCGCGUGAACUCCCUCUUCGAUCGGGGCUUGCAGGAGAUCCUUGAGGCAGUGGUCCUGGAGCCGGGGAAGCUGCUGGAGCCGACCCACUGGGCAGAUGCACCGGAGAACGUUCCGGCCAACUCAUCCAUGGAGCAAGAGCUCGUCGCCUCGCCUUACGGCCAACUCUUAACUGAGCUGUCUUGUGCACCCAGCUGUCUUCUGGCAUACUUGGCAAAGCUCCUCGAGCUCGCCCUGGUACUGGCGAACUCAGCCAUGAGCCAGACGGUGGGAACCAUCCUUUUCGUCCUGCGUGUCGCGGCGCGCGUGGAAUCCUCGGCUGUGUACCUUCUCCUGCACGCCGAGGGAAAGCAUCCCGCCGGUGGCCCGCGCCCUGGUGCGCUCCCAUGUUCGGCGGCCUCCCUGCAUGAGCUCAAAGCCGGCCGUCAGCGCUUGCGGCAAAUUUUCGUGGAGGCGGAGGGAUGGUUGGACGCCUGGCUCUCCGAGCUCCACGGCCUCGCCCAACAGGCGGCAGCUGCCGCCUCUGGCAAAGGCGAGGAGGCGUCGGGUGGAGGAGGCCUUUUCGGAGGUUCGACGACGAACGUGGCCAGGAGCAAAGCUCAGCAGAGUUUGGACAAGUACAUGAAGACUUCCUGCAACAUCCACGCUCACAUCCUCCUGCUCCUGCGGAAUGUCCCUGAAGACGAGCUCGACGAGAGAAGCGUCAGCAGGAUUCUGUCCUCCUUCACCUUUCUAUCACUACAUCACACCUUCAACCAGGACUUCUUGGACAUACCGGAGACAGAGCUUUUCGAAGUGUUCCAGCAUCACAGGCGCGGCCUGGUCCGGUGGUUCGAGAAGCAGCGAAAAGGCAAGGAGUAUGGCCGCUUCAACCGUGUGUUGCAAGAAGUUCACCAGCAGUUCUCGACCAUCGAUUCUUCCAGCGCAGUCGACACAUCUCACUUUGAAUGGGGCUGCGUCAAGGGGGAUUCGCGAAAUGCGGGGCGAUAUGCAAUCAUCGGGCCACGCCGCUCCUCUGCAGAACGAGGUGAUGUAGCCACCACCGAAAGUAACGACAACGCCUGGAUCGAGCUGAACAUUCAGCUGCUCCAGGUCACAGUCCGCGGCCGUCACGUCACGCCUCUGGAGACAGACACCUGCGACGACACUGACUUCAAGGAGGUGUUGAAUCAGGGAGCUGGACGGCAGGCCGAGACCGUGCAAUGCGCCGCCCUGCUCAGCACGAACAUCGUGCGCGUGCGCGAGCUACUGUCGCAGCCGUAUCGCGUGACGCGCUGGGAAGGCUUAAGUGCUGUAGUCCUGCCUUUUACUGGCGACUACGUUCGUCUCUAUGACAUGGAGGACUUCGAAGAGCACGAGGCUUGGGUGCCACAGCUCUUCGAGCCAGUGAGGCUGAAGUUCUUUGUCCGGCCAGUGGUGCCGCAGGACAUCCUCUUCUUCCUGCUCGAAGAGACGGAUCCCAGCGCUUCUGUGGUCGUUCUGGCUGCAGUGCAUCCGAAGGUGCGGGGCAAAGUGUGGAAGGAAGUCGUGCUCUUCCGAGACUUGCGCGUGGUCCAGGUCUUCAAGAUCGAAUCAUAUGGGCAUCAGCACUACAGGUCCCUGGAAUAUACGACGAACUCGCGCUAUUGCCUGGCCGAGAAGCAGCCGAGCCCGAACGACCGAGACGACCCAUGGCCGGAUUGGGGUCGCUACGAGGCGGGCGCGCCAGAUCUGAAUCUCGCAGACCGACCACCAAGUGUUGUGAUGUCAAGGACAAUCGUGAAGGACACGGUGGGUGACGGCAGUGCCGGUGCUGGCUCGGACAAGAAAGACCCGUUGGAUGACUCGGCCGAAUGGUCUGAUGGUGAGCCCAGCGACGAUGAGACUGAGCAAGAGAAGAAAGAAAGGACGGUCUGGGAGCGGUCGCAGAAGGAGGGCGAGCAGUACUUGCCGAAGCGGCUUCUGAAAGGAUUGCUUCCGGAAGGACUAUUGCAGAAGUACUUCAUCUACCAGCAGAACGAAUCGCCGUGGCGGGCCGUCCGGGGCUAUCCCAAGACUCCGGAAGGUGAAGAAGAGAGAGAUCCCGAUCACCACCUCGAGAUCAAGCUGGUCAAAGUCGGGAAGGUGCCAGCGACCGGCCAUCGAGGUUGGUGUGCUCUGGUCCGAAAGCGGUGGAAGGCAGCAGGACGGAAGCCGUGGUACCUUCUCAACAUGCUCUACGCCAAAGAAGGAACGCCGCUGCAUUCCCUUGCUCGAACUCUUGUUCGACUGGAAGACCUCUCGUUCAUCCUGGCCUGGACGGAGCAGGAUCCACGCGAGCUGGGAAGCAAUGUCGGGCGCGAUCCUCCAAUUCACCUCAUCGAGAUGCCCCGUUUGCUGCUGUCCUUCGCGGUGAAGAAAGCUCCCGAUGGCACGCGUGGUUUGUGGAGCCUGGAUCACGCUGAGCUCUCCGUGCCGCUGGGUCCCCCGACCUUUGCUCGGACACAAGCUGCCAAACUCUUGGAGCCAAUGCCCCACUCCUUGCUGCUGCAGACGGCCAAUGCCCAAUUCUUUGCACUUUUGCCCAACAUCAAGGUGCACAGACCGCACGUGUCCACAGAUCCUUUCUCCACGGAGCUGGUCAUGGAGCGCGGCAAUACCGAUUGGUGGGCAGCUGCAAAGAACAAGACCUUCCUAUACCCCAUCCAUGCUUCGAGAUCGUUCCUCCAGACGCCAACGCUUGCGUCGGCUCUGUACAUGAUGAUGUUGCGUUGGAUGCACCGGGACUAUCGUGGUGUCGCUGGCUUGGUCAGCGCCGUGGGCACGGACAGCAAGUUUGAAGAUGACGAGAUGCAAAUCUUCAAGAGUCUGGGUCGCAUCACCGAUCCGCAUCCAGAUUCCCAUGCAAACCGUCUGCGGGUGUCACUGGCCAUCGCCGAUGCGAACAUGGAGCUGCCGUGGGAUCUUCUGCAGGAGACGGCCGGCUACUUGGGCAAGCUUGCCCACGUAUCUGCGAGGUCUCGCCUCCCGGAAGAGGGCGAACUCCGCACGCUGGAGCUGUGCAAUCAAAUCCGGAAGUGCCUCGACAUCAUCCAGAACGAGGUGGAGCAGCUUCGCCAGCGCUGGUGGGGUCAAUGGGGAGCUGUCCGGCUCAAACGCUUCGUCGAGCUCCUGGAGAGUGAAAAAGAGCGGAAGCUCGCAAACUUCCAAGAGGCCCAAGAAGUUGAGCAGUGGCUCCGCCAGCUGUUGCGCAAGAUGCGGGCCUCGCAGCUCCCCCAGACCAAAGAAGAGAUUCGGUCGAUGGCGCUCAAGGUGUUUGGAGACUACGAAGUGGAUCCCAACACGGAGCUAGCACUGGACAACCGCGGCUUCACAGCAUAUAAAGCUGCCUUGGCGUCUGGGCUCGGGCUUGACCUGCUUACUCAUGUUCUUUUGUGCUCCCUCUUCGACCUACUUUGGGAAGUUUUGGGCGCCGAGAAGGUCCUGCGGCGAGAUGUCGAGGAAGAAGAGGGACCUGAGAUUCCAAUGAUGCGCCGGCUCCCAUUCCCCAUGGCGAUCAGCACAGCCUUCGAGAUGCUGCAGGGAAAGAUGAGCCUCAAAGACUACGGCAAGGCGGCCAAGACCUGGGCCUUCCUCUACUCCCUCUUCACCUGCUCCACGGGCGCUCGUCUCAGUCGAGCCAAGGACACACAGCUAUCGCAUCAACACACCUACUCGAUGUUGCUGCUCCACCUCAUGCCGGGAAGCCGACACCACGGCGUUCUGGCCUCGUUGCUUCACAUCCUGGCACAGAACCCCGCCAUCUGCGAGGCCAUGCCAUUGCUGACAAAGCCGAAGAAAGUCCGCCUUGUUGGACAAUGGAAGCUUAAGCUGACGGAGAUCCAUCAGUUCGUCGUCCAGGCCGCCGAUGCUAUGCGACUGAACCUGGGACGCACGAGCCAUGCAGUCGUAGACUUGACUUUGUCGGCUGACGCGGCCGCAGCCCUCCUCCUCACCGCCGCCUCAGAAUGGCUGAUGCCAGAACACGCAGACUGCCAGCUAGCCGUUCCCGACAUCGACACAGAGAAUCUGAGCUCGCGGCUCGGAGAGAUUCUCCAGUGGCUGCACUCCUCCAUGACCGAUGCCAUCCCUCAGGGGUUCAUGCUUGACGAGGGUGGGUGCAUCCGCUUCCACUCGUCUCCUGCAGAAUUGCUCCGAGCAGCCUGGAGCAAGAUGCUGACAGCAUUCGACGUGAGGUGGGCUCUGUCCGCGAUUGCUGUUCGUGCCGGAGCUCUCCAGGGAGGGGUGGUACUGCCCAAGAAGCGAGAUGCAUUUGCCCGUCAAAGCCGUGGCCCAGCUUCGAGAUCGUCCUGUACAGUUGUGAAAAUCUUCCCGUGGGUGGCCAUGGGAUUCUGUAGCAACUUAUGCGGGCUGCUGGCGCUGGUGGUAGCCAUCAUCUUCGGCUACAUGCAGACUGUGGAGUACCCGUUGGGGGCCGUGUUCCGCAUGAUGUUCUAUAUCCAGGGCUAUGGCAAGCCGAUGACCGAUCCGGUACCCACUGACCUCACACCAUCGCCACGCCCAGGUAACGAGCUUUUCCUUCCCAUGCCGAGUGGCGGGAAGAUGCCAGCAAACGGUAUCGGCAUGUGCUGCCGGCCAACCGCGUACGACGAAGACAGUGUUUACAACAGCAUCCUUUGGUACCUGCUGUCAGGCGGCCGUCACAUUGACACUGCCCACAUCUAUGGCAACCAUGUUCCCAUCGGCAAAGCUUUGAAGGAGGCGGCAAAGCGAGGUGUGCCUCGAAGCGAGGUGUUUCUCGUGACGAAGGUCUGGCCUGCGUCCUUCGGCUACGAUGCGACCACGGCUGCCGUGGGCCGCAUGGUGAAGCAGCUUGACGUGGAUUACAUCGAUCUCGUCUUGUUGCAUGCCCCGCGGAAGAUCAGUUGGCGCAUGGUCGCCGCAUACUGGGGCGGCUUGAAUCAGUUCAUCGGUGAGGCCAUGAGCUUGAAGCAGCUGGCUUGCGCAACGCCUUCCAGUAUCCUUUAA
This is a messenger RNA of Symbiodinium sp. CCMP2592, 7089 nucleotides long. Lineage: Eukaryota; Dinophyceae; Suessiales; Symbiodiniaceae. The record is from the annotation of a GenBank genome assembly.